AAGGAAACAAGGAAGGGUGCGACGGGGGCAAAGAGAAAUGGAAAUUGAGUAUGGGGACAUCACGAGCGACGAGGCUGUUGGCUUUUGCCUGCCGGAUCCUAGGAAGGCCAGGGAAGACACCCUGAGCUUGCUGCAGGCGAUGAUCAGAAACCGAUGCGAGAAUUUUGGCGACGGGCUUUGCAAGGAAAGCAGAAGCAUCAAGGUUCUUCAGGACUAUCUCGAGGGACACGGGCUGCAGACAGAGUGUCAUGCGAGGCCAGAACGGCCAGAACGCCACAACAUUGUCUCCAGCAUCGGGUCCGGCUCCCCGAGAGUGAUGCUUGGCCCGGCACACGUGGACGUCGUCCCCGCCACCCCGGAUGACGCCUCACAGGUUCAGCAGGUGUACAGCGGCUGGGACGAAGAUCCCUGGUCGGGGACGGUGACGGAUGGCGAGGUGUUCGGGAGAGGCGCGGUGGAUAUGCUCAACACGGUAGCAGCCAUGGCAGUGGCUUUCGUAAGCAUCAAGGAGAGCGGAGUGGCGCUAAACGGGACCCUUCUGUUCUGUGCCGUGAGCGACGAGGAGGCCGGGGGGGAAGACGGAGCCAAGUUCAUCUUGAGCGAUCCGGGACUGAAGAAGCUAUUCACCGCCGACUACUGCGUCACGGAGCUUGGUGGAGCGUCUAUCCCGGACUUUAAGCUGCGGCCCACGCUGUCGUUUUUCCAGAGCACCGCAGAGAAGGGCACGACCAAGGUGGAGGUAACGCUAAGGGGGAGACCAGGCCAUGGCUCUGUUCCAAGGGCCGCAGACAACGCUCUUGUUAGGGCCGCGGAGGUGGUGAGGCGGGUACAUGCCUACAGCGCGCCCACGGUCAUCACACCAGAAUGGAAAGGGUUCGUGAAAGCACUGCAGCUUCCGGGACCUCUAGAGUGGCUGCUGACCUUUCCACCGCUGCUGCCGCUAGUCCUCAUGGUUCUGCUCAAGAUGGGCAGUCCCAUUGCACCAGUGGGGCACGCGUUGACGCGGCUCACGAUGUCCCCCAACGCUCUUGUUGGAGCGGUGAAGGACAACGUCGUGCCUGGUAUCUGCACGGUGGCUGUGGACUGCCGGACCCUGCCUGGCCAAAGCGAGGAGUAUGUGUUGGACCACGUGAGGAAGGCGCUAGGGUCCGACAUAGCCAGCGAUGUCGACCACUGCAGUAUUGGAGCACAAUCCCACAUACCCGCGUCGAGGUCGGAGCCUGACACGCCCUUGUGGAAAGCUAUGGAAAAGGCAGCUUCGGCGGUGAUCAAAGGCGCCUCACUCGUGCCGGUGAUGCUGCCGGGGGGUACGGACUGCAGAUACUACCGCGGGAUUGGAGGGGCCGUUGCGUACGGUGCCAACCUUCUUGAGCCUUCCAUGACUUUCGGUGAUUUGACAAAGCGGUUCCAUGGUCAGAACGAGCGCAUUGGCCUGCGGUCGCUUUGGACGAGCGUGCAGUUCUACUCUCUGAUGGUGAAGAAUCUCAUGGUUGCCGAGUCAGCAUGAUUGGCGACGGGAUGCUCUUGGUAAUUCAAGAACAGGGGUACGUUCUCUUCCGUUAAAUCUCGCCCUGGGUACUCUGCACAGGCUGAGUGACUGCAGACUUUCGCCAAGAAUCCGCGAGGCGUUGAUAGAUUCGAAGAAACUAUUUUGGCGGGAGACAUGCCUGGUGCCGCUCGUGCGGCGGACUUUGGCCUUUUUCUUUGCUCGUGUAGAGUGGCCAUGGGAAGUCAUCAGUCACUCUUG
Molecule: messenger RNA, 1747 nt
Organism: Ectocarpus siliculosus
Lineage: Eukaryota; Phaeophyceae; Ectocarpales; Ectocarpaceae
Source: the annotation of a GenBank genome assembly